Molecule: messenger RNA, 4525 nt
Organism: Porites evermanni
Lineage: Eukaryota; Metazoa; Cnidaria; Anthozoa; Scleractinia; Poritidae
Source: the annotation of a GenBank genome assembly
AUGGCGCUCGCUUGUAUUCGAACCGCUAAAACUAACUUCCUAGCUUUACCAUUUUUAGUCUCCACUGCUAGGGUAGAAUUAACUCGAAAAAUCUCCAAGAUGGCUAGGAGCUGUAAGGCCGGAAGAAAUAAGAGGAGAGAAGUGAAGGUAGGUCUAAAGUUCUCCAUACAAAUUUGCACUUCGCACGUGUUCUGACCAAAAUUGGUUUUUCCUUUUUAUGGUAUGUAUUUUUCAUUGAGAAAUCUCGCUCUUAAUGAUUUUCAAAACUUUUUUUUACGGAGUACGGUUGUAAGCCCUUUACCAAAGCCCAAAUCUUGAGGACUCCAAGGAGACACCAGGUCUCAAAUAUUGAUUAAUUGAUUGGGAAGAAAUGAUAGAUGACAUCAUUUCGCACGGCAAAUGACGUCAUUCGUGCCAAAAAUGCUUGUUGAUUCCGAUUGACAUACAUAGCACAUAAACAGUUCAUAUUUAGCCACAUUAUUGCUUAAAUUACAGUGGCAUAACAUGGGGAAAUGUUCCUCGUUAACAGUAGCUUAAACAACGAAUAAUAUUUGAAAUUUUAUGGUCAGAAAGUCGAGUCUACAAGAAAUAGCAACAUGGGCGAUUAUCAGGGAGAUCUCAGACUCUAAUCUGGAGACUGGGAGAUACGGUCCAAAAUCUGGAGUCUCUCGGAUUAUCCGGGAGAGUGGACAGCACUAAGAUGCUUUUUCAGAGAUGCCAACCUCCAGUGAUCUAAAAUCUGGAGACUCUCUAUUCUCUACUCUCUAUCUACAAAUUGACCCAGCUGCCAUGGCCUAGGACAUUAUAUGAAGUCUUACAUGAAGUACAUGCUAUCAAAAUUUGCUUUCGUCAUUAUAUAAAGGAAGACAUAAUCUUUCUCAGUGGAUAUGUGCAAAAAUGUCCCAGAAACUGUACAAUGAAUAAAAAAAAGUUUGAAUUUUGAGAAAAAAUGGCCUAAAUUGCAAACUAAAGUGCAGAAAAGCUCUAAAGUCCAUUUUACCUGGGAGAUUUGGUGACCUGCAUGGAAGAGCGGGAGAUCAAUGCCAUAUCUGAGAGACUUCCGGAUAAUCUGGGAAAGUUGGCAUAUGUGGAUAUCUUUCUGUCCGGUAAAGGUCCAGCAAGUGAGUGCACAAGAAAGGUUCACAAUCUGGGUCACUGAAACACAUACCAGUCAUAAUUAUAGUCUGAGACUCUCAGGGUAUAAAGCUUAAGUAUGAAUAAGUCCAGCGGACACAAAACUGGGAAUAAUGAUACUAUCUUUUUCAUUUUAGAAGGCCUUAAAAAACAAGCCCUAAUUCCUCACUCCGCAAAUGAUUGUGGACUGAGUGAGUCCACACACUCCACAAAAAAAACCUCCACAAAUCAGGGGAAUGGGUAAGUUUUGGGUGGACAAGGAUUACUUAUGAUGGAUUAAUGGUUGCCUUGGAUACCAUCAACCAAUCAUAGCUAAUGCUUGACCAUCCAAAUGAUCCCAGAAAUCUUUGCACCAAAAGCUUGUACCCAUUCCCCUUUAUAGUUUCUGGAGUGGGGAAUAGAUGCUUUUGUUAUCAAGUGGUAUGAAAAUAAGACAAUAGUGACCCUGCAUUUUUAGGUUAGCUCAUCAUUGUGAAAAUUUUCUUCAUCCGCGGUCUUGGGUAGCCUGAGAUAACAGCUGCUGCUUCGCAAUGUGGUGUCACCAUAAAAUGUUGGCUGUUUUCUCAGGCUAGGGCUUGGGCUAUCUGAACCCUUUAAGUGCCAAGAUUCACAUACAAAUUCUCGAAACUGGUCUCUAUACAUGUUCUUAAAGAAUUAGUUGAGAGAAUUUGAUAAAGGAUCAAGGCAUUUUCUCUUUGGUGAUCAUUUUAUUAAUUCUCCUAACCUUAUCUCUUGACAAUGUUUGGAUGUCGUUAGGAGAAAAUUGAUGUUGAUCACUAUUGGGACUUAAAGGGUUAAGUACAAUGUGUGAAAAUCUUUAUGUCGUACCUCAUGUCCUUCACUGUACUCCACUUACAAUAAAUUAUUUAAUCUGUUUAUGGGGCAGAACCUUACUAGCAAAGCUCUGCAUGCCAAAGGCACAUGUUGACGGUCACCAUGGGUAAGAAAUUCCAGUUAUCAUGUGACUAUUUAGCCCAUCAAUGUUUACCACCACAUGUAAACCAAUGUGAAAUGUCAGACUUACCUACAUAAAGAGGAGGACGAUAUGCUGAAUACUUUUUAUAAUGCAAUGUAUGCCACUGAAUACACCAUCAAUAGCCAAGUCACUUAAUAGCUGUCAAAGUGGGAGUGUAUGUGUUGUAGUUAAUUUUUUAUCCCAGGUAAUUAUUGUAUGCUAAUGAAGUUGAAACAAAGAAAAAUAAAAAUUACCUGGGAUAAAAAGAUUAAAAGGUUAAAAUUGAUUGCAGGUUAUUAAAUUUCAAUUGAUUCUCAAUUUUCUUUGUCUUUUAGUCCUUCAUGAAUAAUAAUAAUAUUUUCCUUUUCUCAAAGGAAAUUGAGAAUCAAUCUACGUUGAAAAAAUAAAUUAAUUUUGACAUGAAUUAAAUUUUGACCUAUACUGUAUAACAUAAGCUAAGCAGUAGCACUUGAUGGUGUUAAGAGACCAGGUCCAUUCCAUGUUUUUUAUUGCCCAUUUUAUAUUUUGUUGAAUCAUGGGCUCAAGCUUCUGAUUUUUAUUGCAUUGGAAGAAAUGGUAGGAAAUUCUUUGCUGUGGUUUAAAGAUUAUUUUUUGUUUCAGGUGAAUGGUUGGUGCAUGUAUUUUAAGGAAGUUCUACUUUUAUGCUUUUCUAAAUCUAUAGUAAUAAAGAACCUUUUUAAUAAGAAAUACAUGCUUUUCUUUUUCAUUCUUUGAUGCUUACUUAUUCUCUUACAACGAUUUCUGAAAACAGAAGACUCUCAAGUUUUUUGCAAAACUACGCAUUAAACUACGCAUCCGUUGAAAACUUUAAAACUCUUUGAAUUUAUCAGACCUCUUGGGAAACAGCUGUCAAAUUUAUGAAUGUUUUUGGUGCGUUUGCAAAAAAAACUUGAGAAUCUUUUGUUUUCAGAAAUUGUUGUGAUUGGACAGUCUUCUUCCAAGUGGCCUGGUUCAGGUAGUCACACUCUAAUGGGGUUCCAUUCUGUGUAGUUUUCAUUUGAACCUGUUUGAUGCAAGCGAUGCAUUAUAUAAACUUUAGCUUUAUACNGUCCUUCAUGAAUAAUAAUAAUAUUUUCCUUUUCUCAAAGGAAAUUGAGAAUCAAUCUACGUUGAAAAAAUAAAUUAAUUUUGACAUGAAUUAAAUUUUGACCUAUACUGUAUAACAUAAGCUAAGCAGUAGCACUUGAUGGUGUUAAGAGACCAGGUCCAUUCCAUGUUUUUUAUUGCCCAUUUUAUAUUUUGUUGAAUCAUGGGCUCAAGCUUCUGAUUUUUAUUGCAUUGGAAGAAAUGGUAGGAAAUUCUUUGCUGUGGUUUAAAGAUUAUUUUUUGUUUCAGGUGAAUGGUUGGUGCAUGUAUUUUAAGGAAGUUCUACUUUUAUGCUUUUCUAAAUCUAUAGUAAUAAAGAACCUUUUUAAUAAGAAAUACAUGCUUUUCUUUUUCAUUCUUUGAUGCUUACUUAUUCUCUUACAACGAUUUCUGAAAACAGAAGACUCUCAAGUUUUUUGCAAAACUACGCAUUAAACUACGCAUCCGUUGAAAACUUUAAAACUCUUUGAAUUUAUCAGACCUCUUGGGAAACAGCUGUCAAAUUUAUGAAUGUUUUUGGUGCGUUUGCAAAAAAAACUUGAGAAUCUUUUGUUUUCAGAAAUUGUUGUGAUUGGACAGUCUUCUUCCAAGUGGCCUGGUUCAGGUAGUCACACUCUAAUGGGGUUCCAUUCUGUGUAGUUUUCAUUUGAACCUGUUUGAUGCAAGCGAUGCAUUAUAUAAACUUUAGCUUUAUACACUUUACAUCUUGUUCAACUGUGUCCUUUUACUAUUGAUGCCAUCUUCAGCCCAUUAUCACUUACAUUUCUCUGCUGCUCUUCAGUCCAACAGAACAAUAGGAAGCUUUUUCUUACCUAGAACACUUCUAAAAGCCCACAUUUUUUUUCUCUUUAGCCAAAUCCGAGAAAGCUCAUGAUAGCUGAUCAAGUCAGGGAAGUGUUUGAUUCCAAUAACAUGGUUGUUGUAUGUCACUUCAGUGAUUUGAAUACUCAAGAAUGGGAAGAAUUACGCUUCAAUCUCGGUAAAGAUGAAAUAACGGUCAAGAUGUUCCCCAACAGAGUUUCAUGCAAAGCUUUAGAAAAUACAAAGUACUGUGAAAUAACUCCAUUAUUUUUGGCAUCUACAUUUGUCACUUACUCCAAAGAAGCUAAGGUGAAGCCAUUGCUGUCAGCAGUGAAGAAACAGCCUAAAGUGGAGUUAUUAGGGGGUAAAAUUGAUAAUCAGCUUUGGUCAAGAAAGUCUGUGGUGGAUUAUUCUAAGUUGCCAUCAUUAACAGAGCUUCAUGGCCAGCUACUACAUAUGUUAUCUGAGCCUUCUAGAAGACUUACAACCCUUCUUGGGCAAAACCAAACUAACCUAGCUGAGAAUUUG